GAGAAACAUUCCUGGCAUAGUUUGGGAACAGUUCAGUAAGCAGCCCAGUGACGACGUCAGCUUCCCCCAACGGUAUAUAAGUGCGGAGGUGGCCAGACUUUAUCAGACAGCAACCGUUUUACCGAGAGCCUCAUCUACUCUAAGGAGCCUCUAACAAUAGACUACCAGCAAACAACGCGAGAGACAAACCACCGAGAGGGAAUACCUAAGGACUCCGCCGAAGACAGACUUUUCAUAAACCUCGAACAGGAUUCCUCUUGAACGCGUGCAAGAAUUUUGUCCAAGAUGCUGAUGCUUACUUUAGCCGUAAUCUUUCUUGGAAACCUCAACCUGGUCGUUUCCUCCCCCAACUGCCCCUCCGUUUGCGAGUGUCCGCUGGAGAUGCCCAAGUGCGCCCCCGGAGUUAGUGUGGUCCUGGACGGCUGCGGCUGCUGCAAAGUUUGCGCCAAGCAGCUGAACGAGGACUGCAGCCUGACCGAGCCUUGCGACCACACCAAAGGGCUGGAGUGUAAUUUCGGGGCCAGUUCUGCCGCUGCUACAGCCCGUGGCAUCUGCCGAGCUAAGUCAGAGGGCAGACCCUGUGAGUACAACAGCAGGAUCUACCAGAACGGAGAGAGCUUCCAGCCCAACUGUAAACACCAGUGCACAUGCAUCGAUGGGGCAGUGGGGUGCGUCCCACUGUGUCCGCAGGAGCUCUCACUGCCCAACCUGGGCUGUGCCAACCCAAGACUGGUCAAGGUGGCAGGCCAGUGCUGCGAAGAGUGGGUGUGCGACGAUGGCAAGGAGAAAGAUAUCCUAGAGAAGAUCUUUGGGAAAGAAAUGCUGACAGAGGAUCUGGAAAGAGACCUGACCAACAGGAAUGAGCUCAUUGCAAUUGUCAAGGGAGGACUCAAGUCCCAGCCUGCAUUCAGACCACAGCCUGAAAUCCACAUGUUCGACAGCCAGAAGUGCAUCGUCCAAACCACUCCCUGGUCCCACUGUUCCAAGAGCUGUGGAACCGGCAUCUCCACCAGAGUCACCAACAACAACAGCGAGUGCAAGCUGGUCAAAGAGACGCGACUCUGUGAAGUGCGACCAUGCACCCAGUCACCUUACUCCAGUCUGAAGAAAGGAAAGAAGUGCAGCAGAACCAAGAAAUCCAGCCAGCCAAUCAAGUUCACCUAUGCCGGCUGUUCGAGCCUGAAGAAGUACAGACCGAGAUACUGUGGAGCCUGUAUCGACGGCCGCUGCUGCAGCCCCCACGACACCAGAACCAUCCGGGUCAAGUUCCGCUGCGAGGACGGCGAGACCUUCAACAAGAACAUCAUGAUGAUUGAGUCCUGCAAGUGCACUUACAACUGUCCCAACACCAACGAAGCCUCCUACCCCUUUUACCGCCUAUCCAAUGACAUCCACAAGUUCAGAGACUGAAUGGCGACGAGCAUCCCGACCCCAGCAAGACAGAGAGAUUGGUGGCACCACUGGCAGCCAAUGGCAGUCUAGAUUAAUGCAGGGGUGUAAAUAGACCACCAGCCAACUACCAGCUUCUUGUUGUAACUAGAUUCCCAAGGAAUUAUGGAUUUACAUCAUGAGGACUUAAUGAAGUGCACUGUAUGCUGUGACUGCAUCAGCAUUCUUUAUACAAAUUGCUUCGUAUUAAUGGAGCAUUUGAAGUAGCUUCGUGAUGGAGCAAGAUGUAAUUAAUAUUUGUACAUUUACUUUAGUUGCUGUUAUCAAUUCACUGUGUAUAUUUUGAUCCUUUAUUUCUGACAUGACCCAGAGUGAAGACUUGUGUGUGUAUAUGUAGAUAUGCACAUGUGCAACUUCAAUUAGCAUACAAUCUUAUAUCUUAAGAACAUGGCAACGAAAUGAUACCUCUCAGCUUGUUUAACAAGUUUGUGGUUUCAUUCCUUCCUGACGUGGGCAUUAUUGUUCAUGUUUUGUGGCAGCUAUUGAUCUCCCUUCAUGAAAGACAAAGCGAAACAUGUCAAAGGAUGAAUGAAUGUCUUUAUUAUUGUUAUUAAUAUUAUUUAUCAAAAAACGUAGCUACUUUAUUUGGAUAUUAUGUGUCAUACUGGAAUUAAUUGUAAAAUGAUUUAAUUUUAUAUGCUUCAAUAAAACUGAUUUAUUUAUGAAAUGUGA
Menidia menidia (Atlantic silverside) is the source of this 2121-nucleotide messenger RNA. The record is from the annotation of a GenBank genome assembly. NCBI's taxonomy places the organism in Eukaryota, Metazoa, Chordata, Actinopteri, Atheriniformes, Atherinopsidae.